Messenger RNA from Dothidotthia symphoricarpi CBS 119687, 879 nucleotides. RefSeq lists its product as uncharacterized. Gene Ontology annotation, cellular component: ribosome; cytosolic large ribosomal subunit. Gene Ontology annotation, molecular function: structural constituent of ribosome. The record is from RefSeq and is a predicted model, not a curated record. Bases 1 to 483 code for a protein of 160 amino acids. Gene Ontology annotation, biological process: translation. NCBI's taxonomy places the organism in Eukaryota, Fungi, Ascomycota, Dothideomycetes, Pleosporales, Dothidotthiaceae. The transcript is spliced from 4 exons.
AUGGGUCACGCUGCUGGUCUUCGCGCGGGUACGCGCUAUGCGUUCUCGAGGGACUUCAAGAAGAAGGGAAUGAUCCCUCUCUCGACCUACCUCAAGCAGUACAAGGUCGGCGACAUUGUCGAUGUCGUAGCCAACGGUGCUGUCCAGAAGGGUAUGCCCUACAAGGUCUACCACGGCAAGACCGGUAUCGUCUACAACGUCACCAAGUCCGCUGUCGGCGUCAUCCUCCAGAAGCAGGUCGGCAACCGAUACAUGGAGAAGCGCAUCAACGUCCGCGUCGAGCACGUCCGCCACUCCCGUUCGCGAGACGACUUCCUCAAGCGCGUCAAGUCCAACCUUGCCAAGCAGCAGAAGGCCAAGGAGACCGGCGAGCCCCAGCAGAUGAAGCGCAUCGCGGCUCAGCCCAGGGAUGCAAGGACUAUCAGCAUGACGGACAACAAGCCGGAGAACAUCACACCUGUUCCUUACGAGACAACGAUCUAGACGUGGAAAAGGUGCUUGUUUGCGGGCGACAAAUGGGAUACGGAUGGUCAAACGGCGUGGUUUCUCGGAUCUCUCAAUUAUUCUCUCUUCUGCACUUUCACUAGCAUUGAAAGCGGCGACAUCAUGGUGCAGACAUGAAGGUGUGCCAACAUGGCUAUGAGUUACCCCUCACACCAAUGAAAUAUCAUCCUCCAGUCCCAGUCUCACUUGCAACUUUCGUCUGCACUUACGUUGGUUUUCCUUUUUUUGUGACUAUGCUAAGACCUCUGCCACUUGCAAAUUUUAAGUUGUCUCCAUCAUAUCGCUUCUUCACAAACAUAUUGUUGUAUGUUAUUCGAAUGGUUAUAUGGCCUCUACUCUAUAUUUAGUAUUCAAACUCCCGAACAUAUCCUGAAU